GGGACGAUACAAAGCCGGGGUGGAUCCACAUAACGCAUUUAAUGCCGACGUAGUCCGGAGUUUACUUCCUACCGGAUUACACUUUUCGCUACCGCUACCGGCACGAAGGCUUCUACGUAGCACGCCUGCUGUUGCCCUCGUGUGAAUUUUUAUCUAUUUUCAUCGCUACAGGCUUUUUUUCCAUCGUACUGAAUUACGCAUUUGGUUGACCUCGUACUUUUAGCUCGCCCUAGUAAAUUGAAUCAAUCUCGUCCGUGUCCUUCGCCUGAAUACCAAACCGGCCAAAUAAUUCACGGGCGGGCUUUACUCGUCCACUCCAACAUCGCGGCGCCGCUACGGCAACCAAGCCGCGCCAUCCUUCCGAUGGAUCCUUUAAUAAACCAGCAAGCACGGGGUCCGCCCAAGCGCACCCAGAUAAGCUAUGCCUGCGAGGCUUGUCGGAUUUCCAAGAUCAAGUGCCAGCCCGGGCCGCAGUCAGGGAUCUGUAAACGUUGCUCCGAGUUCAAGCGGGAGUGUGUCUUCCGCGCUAAUCCGCGAACCCGCCGGCCUAGGGUGUCGAGACCCGACACCGAGGCCCCCCCUCCCCCACCAGGCCCCAGCAAAACCUUCAGCAUCGAAUUCACCAUGCCCGUCGACAGCAACCCCCACGACGCCUUCGACGACCUGCGAGAAAAACACGAGCGCUUCAUCUCGGACCUCGUGCCCUCCUCCAGCGAAGAAGAAGAAGAAGAGGAGAACCUUACUACUACUACCACAUCCCAGGCAUUCAGUUUCAACGACCUCUCCACCCCAACCCCAUCAGCGCCCUCACGCCCUGUGAGCAGCCUCGGCAUCAAACCGCUCUUCAACCUCGACUCCGCAGCGAAGCUCCUCGCGUCGUUCCGCGCGAUGCUGCCGAGCUGCCCGUGCGUCGUGCUGCCCGACGACGAUGUGAGGGCGAUGGCGCGGAAGACGCCGUUUGUGCUGCUGGCGAUACUGGCGGUUACGAGCUGUUCGACGAGCUUGCAGGGGCAUAGUUUGUAUGAUGAGGAGUUUCGCAAGAUACUGGGGUUGAAGUUUGUGGCGGGGGGGGAGAGGUCGGUGGAGUUGUUGCAGGGGGUGUUGGUUUAUUGUGCUUGGUAUCCCUUCCACCUGCGCCCUAAGAAUAGGCAGGUGCUACAGUAUCUGAGGAUGGCAGUGGAUAUCGUACACGACUUAGAACUAGACGAGGAGACGGAUUCAAACUUCACGUCGCAAUCCCCUGAGAGGGUAGCAGAAAGAUUACAGAGCAUCCGAGCGUACCUCACUUGCUUUUAUAUCAACUCCGUACACGCAUGGGCAUGGUCCAAGCCCUACACCCUGCGCUACACCUCAUGGCUGUCCAAAUGCUGCGACACUCUCGAGCAGACCAGCGACCUCGAACAAGACCAUAUCCUCGUGUGGCUAGUGCGCCUACAGUACAUCCUCAACGAGCUCGAGGAAGCAGACCGAAUUAAUAAGAAAGCCGAUGCUGCUAGUACUAGCAGUCAGAGCGAGCACCACCGCCGGCUCAUACGUAUUGGGCUAGAGACGGAGCUACGCGACUUUCAGACGAGGAUUCCGGGACAUAUAUCUACGAGGCCAAGCAUCCUAAUGCUCUCCCUCAUCGCCGACAUCUACCUCCUCGCCGCGCCCCUCAUCCAAGUCCGCAUCACCACCACCACCACCUCCUCCUCCUCCUCCUCCCUCGACCCCGUAAAGCUGCAAGCCGUAACCUACACCGUGCGCGCCUUCUUCGACUACGCCACCAGCCUCAACGAGGCGCAGAAGGCCUGCUUCAGCGGUGUCGACACGGCGCGCUUCAUCCACGCCGUCAUCCUCGCGUACAGGCUCUCGUUCCCGGUCCCGGCGUGUCCGGGGUACGACUGUGUGCAGGGGAGGCGGGUGCUUGAUUUUGGGAGGGUUUUGGCGAGGUUGUCGGAGAGUGGUGGUGGUGGUGGUGGUGAUGACGCUGGUACUGGGGGUGAAGGGGUGGGGGUAGGGGGGGAUGAUGCCGAGACACGGGGGAAGAGGAAAGUAGACGUCGUCGCGGCGCUGCAAGUCGUGCUGGGCUCUGUGCAGGCGAAGUUCGAGAGGAAGAGCGAGGGGCUGCAGGCGGCAGUCGCGGCGGCGGCGGAGGAGAGCACGAGGAGGGCGCGUGGGUGUCCCAUGUUUGACGGGAGCUUGGACGCGUACUUGCCGUUGUGGGAGGGCCAGCAGAGCAGUGGGAGCAUGAGCUCGUCCUGCGCGACUUUCUCCUCCGCGGAUAGUGGCCUGGCGUGUCCGGUGGGGCCGGCGAAACCGGAGUGUUUCCAUGAUCUGUGGGCGACUAUGACGGUUGGUUGGGCCGCGGAGGCGGACUUUGGUCUACGGCUAGGGGGUGAUGGUGAUAUGGUGGGGUUUGGCGUUGGGAAUGGUGGCGUUGAUGAGCUUGUUGAAUUGGGAGAGUUAUGAAAAAAGGGGGGGGAUUUGAGACAAAUGAUACAGUAUCCUAGGUAUUUAAGUCCAUGAAGAAAUACUUUGCUAUCUUGGCUAUGCGGCGAACCGUGGUCUUCUUGAUUAAGCACACCGAGGUAUGUAGGUGUAGGUAUAGAUAAUGUCUCCUUCCGUGUCUCAGGUGAUAACAAUGUCCUCUGUGCAUUCCCGACCGGACUUUUCUCUUGUCGCCAUUAACACAUUAAUAACUUGCAAUUAACACAUUAGCAUCUGUAAAGUAUAUACCUACGACUGCUUUAUGUUCACAACCUUGGAAGUUUGCUUGCGAUUCCCCUUAAUUUAAAGGAU
Molecule: messenger RNA, 2781 nt
Organism: Hypoxylon fragiforme
Lineage: Eukaryota; Fungi; Ascomycota; Sordariomycetes; Xylariales; Hypoxylaceae
Exons: 6
Coding region: 364-2451 (695 amino acids)
Biological process (GO): regulation of DNA-templated transcription
Cellular component (GO): nucleus
Molecular function (GO): transcription cis-regulatory region binding; zinc ion binding; DNA-binding transcription factor activity, RNA polymerase II-specific
Source: RefSeq, a predicted model, not a curated record